This is a messenger RNA of Coffea arabica (coffee), 1185 nucleotides long. The record is from RefSeq and is a predicted model, not a curated record. Lineage: Eukaryota; Viridiplantae; Streptophyta; Magnoliopsida; Gentianales; Rubiaceae.
AUGGAAGAAUCUUCUGCUUCUGCUCCUAAUUCAAACCAAUUACAGGAGAAGCAGCCAGUCCAAGAAAUCCCAACCAUCAAUUUCAUCCCUGAUGAAGUCCUUGAAGACAUCCUCACGAGGCUUCCAGUCAAGUCCGUCCUGAGGUUCAGUGCUGCAUUGAGUUCAGCCAUCACUGCCACUGCCGAGGCAACUCCAACCAAUAUCGAUCAUCCCAUGAGAUUCGAUCGCGGUAGUAUGCCUUAUAUUGUGGGCUCUUGUAAUGGUUUGGUGUGUCUUAAAAUUCCUAGAAAGCAACUUUGUUAUGGUUUUGGAUAUGAUGAGUCUAAUGAUGAUUACAAAAUAGUUGCCAUUUCCCUUGUGAAAGUUUCUGAUGCUAUGGGUGAAAAAAUCCGGGUUGAGGUUUAUAGUCUCAAAACUGAUUCGUGGAGGAGGAUUGAGCUCUAUUGGGUCUGGAAUCGCAUUCCUAGCUGUCAUGAUGGGCGGAAAAUUCUUACUUUUGAUUUGUCGAGUGAGACAUUUGGAGAGAUGGAAAAGCCAGCACACAGAGUGGCUUCUGCAGAGUGGACUUUACAAGUUUUAGGGGGGCACCUAUGUUCGUCUUGUUAUCAUGGAGGCAGUUGCAAGGAUGUUUGGAGGAUGGAGAAGUAUGGUGUUAAAGAGUCUUGGACUAAAGUGCUGUCGAUUCCUAAUCUGAGUGGCCCUAAUGGUGGGAUUUCCGGGCAAGCUAUUUUUCUAUCAAAGGAAGGAGAAAUUGUGUGUAAAUUUCGGGAAGUUUUAGCCCUUUACGAUCCAAAACAUAAUACUCACAUGCAUCUGCGAAUUACUAAUUUGGGAGCUCUUUCACAAGUAAAUGUGUAUGUUGAGAGCUUGGUUUUGCCUAAUGCUGUUGAAGGGUCAGCGUUUAGAUCUUUAUGGUCUGAUUUCCUGAUUUAUGAUUUAAGAUCCUAUCUGCACAUGUUGGUUCAAAUGCUAGAAUUACUCUUCCCAUACAUCUCAUUGGCAUCCUCAAAUGCUGAGUGGAAGCAGGUUCAUUUAAGGCAAAGGCACAAGGGCUCAGAGCGGAUGCUUCUCAGGCUACCGCUCCAUUCACUUCCCAUUUCAGGCAAAAACUCGGUGUUCUGUUUUUGCACAAGACUGCAAAAUUCCUUGUUUGUAGCAGCUACUGAAAAUGUUUGUUCUGUUUAA